AUGAUCGCGCGUGGACGCCUCGCCCGAAGGUUAAGAAUUACUAACACUGUCGCUGACGGCAUCCGCCCGAGCGUUUUUUGUAAGCGGUCAAGAUUCACCGCGCCAGUAGCAGCGGAAGCUCCGACGCAUUUAAGGCUGCAGAAGGCCGCUGUAACUCGUCCAACUGUGCAAUUACCCAGUUGGCUGUCAGUGACUGAUCCUGCGGCUCCUUCUGAAGAAGUUUGCGACGCUGUUUCUACGGAACUCUCGCCCCGGUUGCGCAACGUCAGGCCGUUUAGCGCCACGCAGCUAGCUCUGUUCAAGGCUCACCCGGUCGUUCAGGCCACACCGUCGCGCAAGAAUGAAGUUGUGAAGCACCUUUGGAGGCUACGAGUUAACGCUGCGUACCGGAAGGCUCAGGACCGAAGGCUCGUCACGUCGGCCGGCGUAGUCCUGCAUAUGCUAAAGCACACCGGUUGCCUGUUCAAUAACAUUUUUACGUCGGACAGAGGACUGGUCGAGUCAAUAUUGGCCGCUGAGGAAUACCGCUCGCGGUACAGCCGCGUGCAACUCGUGAACAGGUCGAUAGUGAAGUACUGUCUUCGAGGCACCACCGCCGCAGUCGAGAGCGCGGACACGCUCGCUGAGGCGAUAGUCCCCAAACCCAGUGUACCGCAUAAACCACGGCUUGUCCUCGCCCUGGACAACGUCCGUUAUCCGCAGAACAUUGGCAGCAUUGUACGGUCGGCGGUUGCUUUCAACGUCGACCUGGUUUUCUACCUGAAAGGGACGGCCGAUCCCUUCGACUGGAAGGUCUCGCAAAUUACGGGCGGGCUGCAGUUCAUGCUCCCGUACGUCAGAGGUGACGCCCGCGAGCUCAAGCGACUUUGCAAAAUCCACAGGCUUACUCCGGUGGUCGCCCAUCUUGAGGGGCAGCAGGUUGACGACCUCGAGAUUAAGCAGGGCCUGUGCAUUAUUCUGUCGAACGAAUCGCACGGUCCUGAUCCAGACAUCCUCAAGUUCGCGAAAAGGUGA
Messenger RNA from Babesia bigemina, 1014 nucleotides. RefSeq lists its product as hypothetical. NCBI's taxonomy places the organism in Eukaryota, Apicomplexa, Aconoidasida, Piroplasmida, Babesiidae. The record is from RefSeq and is a predicted model, not a curated record. The transcript has 4 exons. Gene Ontology annotation, biological process: RNA processing. Gene Ontology annotation, molecular function: RNA binding; RNA methyltransferase activity. Bases 1 to 1014 code for a protein of 337 amino acids.